AUGGGUCAAAAGAAGAAGCCUCAAGCCGCGCCUGCCGGUCCUCGCACGUCUGCAAACCCCUUCAGGCCUGCUGGCGAUCAUUACGCUCCUGAUGCUACGCAAAAACCAGCCUCAUACCAUCCAAACGUGUCGCACAAUCCAGUCGAAGCGUAUAGGAAUAAUCAUCCGGCACAAUGGGGUCCACCAGCACCGACACCGUGGGGCUACAACAAUCACGCACCCGCUUUACCGAUCGCUCACGGACGGCGUCAGAAUCCGCAGUCUAAAGAACUUGCACCACAUACAACAUGGAGCACUCAGCAGAACCAUGGUUUGAGCGGCCCCCAGACUGGUGUAAGUUUGGCGAUGCCGCAGCAGACAAACAUUCGACCUCAAGCACAGAGCUUCCAGCCGGGCCAAAGGAUUGACAAGUCUAGCCGGCACAGCUUGCGAUCUAGCCAGAGCCGUCCCAUCACAUCAGCAGUCGCCAAUCAUAUUGUCCAGUCCAUUGAGACUGAUGCAGUGCCACAACAUCGGACUCGUCAAUUGCCGAUUCGCAUUGCCGCACCUCGUGACGAUAGAUCUCGUAAGGCUACACCACGACGGGAGCCAACUCCGAUCAAUACGACUAUUGAGCCCGUUCCUGUACCCAAGGCAUCUAUAGCCUACAUGAAACGUGCUCAGGAUGUGACCGAGAAACUACACUCGCCGCGCAAACUUCUCGUCCUCCUGGACCUCAACGGUACGCUGGUCUAUCGACAUGGCAGCCGACGGCAAUUCUCGGUCAAGAGACCGGGUGUUGAUCGCCUGCUCGAAUACUUGUUCGGCAACCAUGCUGUCGUGAUCUUCACUUCUGCUACUCAACGGUCUGCUGAAAAAAUGGCUCAAGAGCUACUGACUCCCCAGCAAUACGGUCAGCUCAUCACGAUUUGCGCGCGUGAGCACCUUGGGUUGAAGCCGGAGCAGUUUCACAACAAGGUACAGGUCUACAAAAACCUCAACACGGUUUGGAGAGCCAAGGAGGUCAGGCAAUCUGCCUCCGAAGAAGGGCACCUGUGGGAUAUGACAAACACUAUCCUCAUCGACGAUUCAGUUGUCAAAGCGAAAAGCCAUCCGCACAACUUACUGCAGGUGCCAGAGUUCAUGCAUCCGGAAUUCAACAGCAAGAAAGCACAGAAAAAGUGGACUGACGCUGAAAUCAAGGUUAUGCAUAGUGUUGAGAAGAAGCUAGAAGAGUUGAAAUCCUGUUCCAACGUCGCCUGCCAGAUUCGUAAGUGGCAAGAGGGCCAGGAUCCCUUCCCUGGCGCUGUCGGUGAAAGAAUAGACGAGGGGGUAUUGAAUGCGAUCCAGGAGGAAGCUGUGCAAGUACCGCAGAAAUCUUCGGACAUUGCAGCGAAAUACCCAACGCCUGCGAGCAUUGGCCAAAGUGACAAUGGGAGCAGUGUCGAUGAGGAGGACGGUGAUUAUGAUCCCCAGCAAUGGCAGGGAGUCAAGCUGCCGACUCCUUCGGCGGAGGACUCGGUGGAUGAGUCUCGGUCUCGGAAAGAUGUGGCUAUGAGGUGGAAGUCGAAGACACCCUCAAGCUCCAAGACAAUGAAGAGCGAGAGGGUUGUCAAUGAAGUUGUGCGAAGUCCUUCACCGGUCACUGAGAAGCAUUUCAGCUGGUUGUCGUACGGGAAAGAAACGUGA
Messenger RNA from Cyphellophora europaea CBS 101466, 1668 nucleotides. RefSeq lists its product as uncharacterized. NCBI's taxonomy places the organism in Eukaryota, Fungi, Ascomycota, Eurotiomycetes, Chaetothyriales, Cyphellophoraceae. The record is from RefSeq and is a predicted model, not a curated record. Gene Ontology annotation, molecular function: phosphoprotein phosphatase activity. Bases 1 to 1668 code for a protein of 555 amino acids. The transcript has 3 exons.